GUAUACAGCGUUCAACCUUUGGAGAGGUGUUUAAGUUUACAUUGUGUCUACCAACACGGUCGGGAAACUUCAUAACUAGUCCGAAAUUCAGUUUGGAAACCACCUGUUUGUUAAACUGCUUGGUAUUAAUCGCUAAGGUGGAUUGGUAAAUUCUCAUCGCUUGAUGUCAUCCUCGACGAUGAUGAUGUCUCGAUCACGAGACGUCGUUUCUCGAUUCCUAGAGCAGACGAUAUCGACGUUAUGCCGUGACGCCGUCAAGUUCAACCGACGCCUGGAGAUAGAGGGCGUCAUAUGCGUCACCGUAGACAACGGAGUAGAGCACGUGGUAAAGAUACGUCAGCAAUUCAAAAAAGAAGUUUCAGACGAUACGUCACACACGACAAACGGUGAAAUAUCGUUACCUGAAGAGUGCGCUAGUCGUUCCCUUAACACUUCUUCUAGUUCGUCUGUCAGCUUGUCUAUGCCCAUGUAUGACAAUCAUAAACAUUCCGUGGCGUUGACGUCAAUGGGCACCACCAGUGCCAUAAGUAGUCGACUGUUUGAUACACUGAAAGUAAAGUCUGAGCCAGAAGAGACCCAGGAUGAACCAACUAUAGAGUUGACGUCAAUACCAAAGUUGACAACGGCAACGACGACAGUUGAUAAACAUAACAGUAACGGCAUAAGUUUGAACGGGUCCUCCGAGUAUGACAAGUUGCAUUUGGAAAAAAUGACAAUUUCAACCGCGAAGAACAUCUUGUGUAAGAAGUGUGGACAGACGCUUGAAGAAGUGAGAUCAUUUGAAACGCACAAUGUUACUGAACAUGGUCACUUUACCUGCUUGAUAUGUCUAUCCACGUUUACAUCACGCAACAACAUGAAGCGUCACAUUCGGCUUCACACCGGCGUAAAACCGUACCGAUGUCAUAAAUGCUCAGAGAGUUUUUCCCGUAACGACGAUUUUAAGCGUCACCUGUUACGUCACUCAUUCCAGAAGCCGUACCGCUGCGCCACGUGUCAAACUGGAUACGCAGACCGCGUCGGCGUUAAGAGCCACAUGAUGAAAGAUCACGGGACGGCUUCUUUCCACGUGUGUUCGCACUGCGGUGAGUGUUUCACAGACUUGUGGAAGUUUAAGGAGCACCGGGAGUCGCACGCGGACGGCCAGGACUACCGCUGCUCUUUGUGUGCAUUCGUGGGCUCCAACGCCCUUAUGUACAACAAGCACAUGCUCACACACGGCUCUUUGAGAAAGUACAUGUGCACUCACUGUGACGUCACAUAUUCCGACCCGUUCGGUUACACGGAGCAUCUGAAGAAACACAAGGGAGACGACUUCGUGCAUUCAUUCCAGUGUUGUUUUUGCGAUCUUACCUUCCCUAGUUUUGAGCAGUUUCAACGGCACGAACAUACUCACGUGCAGUCCCGGCAACACACGUGCAGCGUCUGUCAAAAGCAGUUCCGUUACCCGUCUAAUCUACGGGAGCACAUGCUGACACACAUACCAAAGUCAGACCUGCUGGGUGAAAUGGAGCCUCGAGACAAACACGAAUUACAAACCUUGCCGAAGUGGUCAAACUUGGAGACAGAUACCGAUUUUACCGAAAUGCGCCUUCAAACUUUCCCGGUUAACUUACUAAGCCGUGCUGUGGAUCUUACCAACGGAACAGUUGAAGAGAAUAACAAUGUUAUAGACGGAAAUAAGCGCGAAGAUGGUUCCAACGAAGCGGAAGGAACCUCAAAUGGGUCCAGUGAGUACUGGUGCGCGGAGUGUCAGCAGGGGUUUGGCUCAGAGACUUACCUCCAACGCCACAUAUCCUCCCGCCACGAACAAGGCGGCUCCGACAUCAGUCUUGAAGAGGAAAUGGCUAAUGACGUUGCUAAAAGACGUUUCCACGACGCUGAAAUGUCCGCGUACAACUACGUCAUGAAAGAUUUGUACGAAGAUGACAGCCGUUCAUCAGUGUUGAGUAACAUCUCGGAUUUCCGAGCGUUGACACCUGUUGAGAAGGAAGAUACGAAAAGGUCUCCCACUCCGAACAAGAGAAAAUCUGGCAUCCCUCAUGAGCGUCGCCAUAUUCAGUUACCCAAAAGAGCUCGAGGUUACGAAAAUGAAAACAGCAACGACGCGAGUGAGACGCCAUCAUUUCAGUCCAGUCCAGAUAAUGGCCAGACAGGGGAGAUAAUUCCAGGACAAGCAGCGCCCCUCUCACUUACGCACCUUAAAAUGUUCCAGAGUACUAUGAAACAAGUACAGAAGAUCCAGGCCAAAUUUGGGUUGGAACCGGCCGUAUUUGAUCUUUCGCCAAAGAAGGAGAAUGAUGAUGAAAGUUUAGAGGGUUUGAAUUUAAGUCCAACUUCAAAGUCCUCGCGUACAUCUCCCAAAUCGAAGACCCCUACGAUGUCGGCAAGUUUAGAGGGCAUGAAAUUGAAGAUUCGUCGAGAAACUGACAAAACACAUGAACCCAAUGACAACGACUUCCUCCAAGAGAUUAGUAAAUUUAACCUGUCCGAUGAAAGCAAUACCACUGAUAAUGAUAACACCAGUGAUUCGAUCAAGCCAUACAGUAAAUCGUCCGUUCUAGGCAUGGACACUGAGUUUUCAACAUCUUCACUGAGUCGUAGCUCGCCAACCACAAUUAACCUAAAGGUGCGGAACCCUGGGUUUGAAAAGGUAGUAACUCCGGAAGUACUGUUUAGCACGAAGGCGCCUUUUACGUGCGAACUGUGCGAGGAAACGUUCGAUGAGUUUGAGACUUUUGACACUCACGGCGUCAAGGUGCAUCGGCGUUUCCUGUGCAGCUACUGCGGCAAGGCGUUCACCUCGCGCCCAAAUCGUGAGCGCCACGUGCGCUACCACACAGGGGAAAAGCCGUACACCUGCGACCUGUGCCCCUCAUCCUUUUUCCGUGGGGACGACCUUAAGUACCACCGGACAACGAAGCACGCGGACGUGAAGCCCUUCCUAUGCGGGGCCUGUCAGACGUCAUUCUCGUUCCCUAAGGAACUUGAGAAGCACCUGCGACUCAAUCCUGACCACAAACAUGUGUGACCAUGACCUGUGGGUUUAGAAUAGAUUAAACUUAAUUUGAUUUCAUGUUGGACCCGUAAAAAGUUCAACAUUUGCGAGUCAACCGCAUUAAGAUGUGACCUUUUAAUUGCGCUAAAAAAUCGACUCAUGUGGCACGUUUGAAAAUAUUUAGUACAAUAUACAAAUGUAUUUGAUAAAAGAUUUCAAACUCAGCGGAACUCAUUAUCAAGAACAAGUUUUAAUACUUAAAACUGUACUGACAUUAGUUUUUCGCAGAUCAAUCAUUAUUUACCUUUAUAAUAUGUAGGUCUGAUAUGUGAAUUUACUUGCUUUAUACUAAGCAGAUAUGUUUUGUUUAUAGUCGGAAAUAAGGGACCACAGCUGAAAACAUGGACAGACAAAUUAAUUAAUUUUUCUUUAUCUUAAUUUUUUAUUCCUAAAGUCACUUGGCCCACAAAAUCGACAUGUCUCGCUUAUUUAUUUAUCAAAUUUGAAAGUUUCAUAUAAAAUGCGCUGCGUUUUUCCUCCUUUGAGUGAUAUUGGUUACCUCUUUUUAAUCAGAAGACCAGUAGAUUACACUUUUUCGAUAAUCGCAAGAUAAGCCUUUGCCGAAAUUGUAAACCAAUGGAUAAAAAGGAAGUGGCCUUGUAUUAAUUGAAUUUAGAGUAAACUUGUUCUGUACAUAGAUUUGAAGAUCGCUAAUAGCGAGGAUUGCUCAAAUGUUGUUUAACUAUGCAUUUAUUAUUUCAAAUACUCUAAAUGUGCUAUAUUAAUUCACUUUGUGCAAUGUACAUAAAUAUGUUUGUUAAUAAUUGGUGUUAUACAGAGAAUGUUUUUAUUUGACUAUACAAA
This is a messenger RNA of Mya arenaria, 3862 nucleotides long. RefSeq lists its product as uncharacterized. Gene Ontology annotation, biological process: regulation of DNA-templated transcription. Gene Ontology annotation, molecular function: DNA-binding transcription factor activity, RNA polymerase II-specific; RNA polymerase II cis-regulatory region sequence-specific DNA binding. The transcript is spliced from 2 exons. The record is from RefSeq and is a predicted model, not a curated record. The coding region runs from base 164 to 3031 and encodes 955 amino acids. NCBI's taxonomy places the organism in Eukaryota, Metazoa, Mollusca, Bivalvia, Myida, Myidae.